Molecule: messenger RNA, 1035 nt
Organism: Adineta steineri
Lineage: Eukaryota; Metazoa; Rotifera; Eurotatoria; Adinetida; Adinetidae
Source: the annotation of a GenBank genome assembly
AUGGCUCAUGAUACAAAAGAUGUUGAUUGUCGAACAAUGACAAGUUUAACAGCUAGUCAAAAACAUGCUCAUGGUUUAUGCGAUGGUUUUCCAACAAUUCUAUUCUAUGCGCGUGAAAUGCAACAAUUAGCUCAUGAAAUUCGAACAUGUAGUCGAGAUCAUCCUAUUGAAUUAGGUGAUAUUGAUUGGAAAGAAUUUCCUGAUACAUGGCCGAAUAUAUUUAUUCGUAAAUCUGAACAAAUUCGUCAUAGUCAUGUUCUAUUUUUAGCUUCACUUCAUAAUCCACAAACAAUUUUUGAACAAAUCUCUCUUCUUUAUCAUCUUCCAAAAUAUCUUUGUCGAUCAUUAAAAGUUCUUUUACCGUAUUUUCCAACAGGUACAAUGGAACGUAUACAAAUUCAAGGUGAAAUAGCUACAGCUUAUUCAUUAGCACAAAUGCUUUCAGCAAUACCAUUAACACGUACAGGUCCAUGUGAAGUUGUUAUAUUCGAUAUUCAUGCAUUACAAAAUCAAUUUUAUUUUUCAUCAAAUGUUAUUGUACGUCUUGAAUCAACGGUUGAUUUAUUAUUAAAUGAAUUAAAAAAUCAAAAUAAUCAUAAUGAAAAAUAUGCUAUUGCAUUUCCAGAUGAUGGAGCACAUAAAAGAUUUGGUCAUAUGUUUGAUGAAAAAAUUAAUCCAAUAUUAAUUUGUAGUAAAAUUCGAGACGGUGAUCAACGUAAAACAACAAUUAAAGAAGGUAAUCCAAAAGGUUAUCAUUGUAUGAUUGUUGAUGAUUUAGUACAAUCAGGUGGUACACUUACUGAAUGUGCACAAGCACUAUUACAAAAUGGCGCUACUGAUGUAUCAGCUUUUGUUGGUCAUGGAAUAUUUCCGAACGAUAGUUGGAAAAAAUUUCUUCAUUCAGAAAAUCCUAAAGUUCGUUUUCAUACAUUUUAUGUUACAAAUACUUACCCCAAUACUCAAGUGUUAAUUAAUAAACCUCCAUUUAAAGUAUUAUCUAUUGCCCAACUUUUAUGUAAUAUUUGUUUUACUUGA